CUUCCGGGUGCGAGGAUAAGCUAACUGGGCAGAGCCGCGGCCGCAGAGCCCGGGCGCAGUCGGAGCGGACGGGUUCCGACGCCAGCGCGAUGUGGCUGUUGCUGCUGCCGCUGGCUGCGCUGCUGCUGGCCGUCCUCGGCAAAGUUUGCGCGGGGUUGUUCUCCGGCAGCUCCCCGAACCCCUUCUCCGAGGAUGUCAAGCGGCCACCCGCGCCCCUGGUGACCGACAAGGAGGCCAGGAAGAAGGUUCUCAAGCAAGCUUUCUCAGCCAGCCGAGUGCCAGAGAAGCUGGAUGUGGUGGUGAUAGGCAGUGGCUUUGGGGGCCUGGCGGCAGCUGCGAUCCUGACCAAAGCCGGCAAGCGAGUUCUGGUGCUGGAACAACAUACCAAGGCAGGAGGCUGUUGUCAUACCUUUGGACAGGAUGGCCUUGAAUUUGACACGGGAAUCCAUUAUAUCGGGCGCAUGCAGGAGGGCAGCUUUGGCCGUUUUAUCUUGGACCAGAUCACUGAGGGGCAGUUGGACUGGGCCCCCACGGCCUCUCCCUUUGACAUCAUGGUGCUAGAAGGGCCCAAUGGCCGAAAGGAGUUUCCCAUGUACAGUGGGGAGAAAGCCUACAUACAGGGCCUCAAGGAGAAGUUCCCCCAGGAGGAAGCUGCCAUCGACAAGUAUAUAAGGCUGGUUAAGGUGGUAUCCAGAGGAGUCAUUCAUGCCAUCUUGUUGAAGAUCCUCCCGCUGCCCAUGGUUCAGGCCCUCAACAAGUAUGGGCUGCUCACCCGUUUCUCUCCGUUCCUCCAUGCAUCCACCCAGAGCCUGGCCAAGGUCCUGCGGGAGCUGCCAGCCUCCCCGGAGCUCCAGGCCGUGCUCAGCUACAUCUUUCCCACUUAUGGUGGGUACUGGCCUUGGGCCCCAGGCAGCUCCUGGCUCUCAGUCUUUCUCCCUGAGCCUGCUUGGCUGACUGAAAUGGAACAGCACACACCCCAGGCCCUCUGGAGUUUAUGGAGGAGAUGUCUGUCCACCUCCCUACUGGACACACUGAUAAAAAUUCCCUUCACCCACGCCCUGGAUGAC
Physeter macrocephalus (sperm whale) is the source of this 1067-nucleotide messenger RNA. RefSeq names its product all-trans-retinol 13,14-reductase-like. The record is from RefSeq and is a predicted model, not a curated record. Gene Ontology annotation, molecular function: all-trans-retinol 13,14-reductase activity. Gene Ontology annotation, cellular component: endoplasmic reticulum membrane. The annotation marks the transcript as partial. Gene Ontology annotation, biological process: retinol metabolic process. Lineage: Eukaryota; Metazoa; Chordata; Mammalia; Artiodactyla; Physeteridae. The transcript is spliced from 4 exons.